UUUCAAUUGUUUUGCUGAAUUUUCCAACGUCAAAAUCCCCAAUCAAUAGUCUUCCUUCACACGGAUUAUGCAUCAAAAUAUCUCACCUACUCCUCUUAUCUUGUCAUUAAAUAUCUUCCUAGCAAGUAGCACCUAUUUCUCUCCUCUUCUCUCUUAUCCUUCUGAAAACUAGGAAGAUGACUGCCGCAUGGCUUCCUCUGUACACGCCCAUUGUUGCAACAAAAAUACAGAAUCCAACUCGAAGAAAGUUGGGAUCGUACAACUUUUCAUUUUCCAAGAUGCUUUAUGGCAAUACUUUGGCAUGCAGGGCAGGUUCUUCAAUAACAGACUUUGAUCUUUAUGAUCUUCUUGGCAUCGACAACACCUCCGAUUCAUCGCGGAUUAAGGCAGCGUACCGUGCGCUCCAAAAGCAGUGCCACCCCGACAUCGCCGGUCCUGCUGGCCAUGACAUGGCUAUCAUUCUCAAUGAAGUGUAUUCAGUUCUUUCGGAUCCUAAUUCUAGGUUGGCUUACGAUAAGGAGCAAGCAAAAAUGGCAGAACUUCGAGGUUACACAGGGAAGUCGGUUUAUUCGGUAUGGUUGGGAUCGGAAAGCGAACAAAGGGCGGUUUUUGUAGAUGAAGUGAAGUGCAUUGGCUGCUUGAAAUGUGCUUUAUUUGCUGGGAAAACUUUUGCUGUCGAAUCUGUGUAUGGGAGAGCUAGAGUUGUGGCGCAGUGGGCUGAUCCUGAAUAUAAAGUGAUGGAGGCCAUUGAAGCUUGCCCAGUUGACUGCAUUUCGAUGGUGGAAAGGUCAGAUUUGGCAGCCCUUGAGUUUUUAAUGUCAAAGCAACCACGUGGAAAUGUAAGAGUUGGAAUGGGCAACGCAGCUAGUGAAAGAGUGUCAAACAUUUUCACAGACGUGAAGAAGUUCCAAAUCAGAUUCAAGGAAGCUAUGGAGAAGACUUCAAACCAGCAUGUCAAGGGGACAACCUUCGAGAACAAAGCACAGUUGUCUGCAAUUCAAGCCAUCAGAUCAAUCUCAAAUUGCUUAUUUUGGCAGACAGCCACCGGAACAAAACACAGUCAAAACCUGAUGCUCGUCGUCAACAAAUCCACACCACAAAUCAACAAACUUCAAGCUGCUAUUACUGCAAGGAAGCAACUCAAGGCAAAAACCGAAGACAAAAAUGAAACUACAACAAAAUACAUAAAGGACGAUUACUGGGUUCCGACCACCCUUGCACUUCCAGUCUCAACUCAAACUCCAAUAAGCACAAUCUCAAAUCCAAGGGUGGAGACCAAACGUAGCAAAGAAUCAAAAGACCUUGAUUUUGAAGUGGGUGGUGGUGAUCAUACUAGCCCCAUGAGAUUGGCAUUACCAGUCUUGAUAUCGAUAGUUGCAACCAAUGUAAUCCAGCAAAUGGUGACAGAUGAUGGUGCCAGCGGCUUUAAGGAACACAUUGGAGGUUCUGUGGCACUGGAGUUAGUUAAUAGUCAUUGGAUGCAGCUUAUACAAAGAGGAGUCACUUGGUAUGUCAUUGGAAUAGCAGUGAUAGGAAUGGUCGAAAUGAUUGCAAGAAAGAUUAGGCAUUGAAGAAUUACAGAGA
Messenger RNA from Cucurbita maxima (winter squash), 1584 nucleotides. RefSeq names its product chaperone protein dnaJ C76, chloroplastic-like. Lineage: Eukaryota; Viridiplantae; Streptophyta; Magnoliopsida; Cucurbitales; Cucurbitaceae. The transcript is spliced from 4 exons. Bases 177 to 1571 code for a protein of 464 amino acids. The record is from RefSeq and is a predicted model, not a curated record.